AUGUCUCCCGCCGCUUCCAACGAUGUUAAGAAGGAGUCUGCCACCGCGCGACUCCUCGGUUCCGGCUCUGCUGGUAUCGCCGAAUUGAUGAUCUUCCACCCUGUUGACACCACUGCCAAGCGAUUGAUGAGCAACCAGACUCGCAUUUCCAACGCUGCCGCUUUCAAGGAGGUUGUCUUCAAGGAGCACGCCAAUGCCCCCAUUGGUCGCAAGUUCACAUCGCUGUUCCCCGGUCUGGGAUACGCUGCCGGUUACAAGGUUCUCCAGCGAAUCUACAAGUACGGUGGUCAGCCUUUCGCUCGCGACUACCUCGCUAAGCACCACGGUGAUGACUUCGAUAAGGCAUUUGGCAAGGGUACCGGAAAGGCCAUUAUGCACGCCUCUGCUGGAAGUUUGAUCGGUAUUGGAGAGAUUGUCCUUCUCCCUCUCGACGUCCUUAAGAUUAAGCGUCAGACCAACCCCGAGGCCUUCCGUGGCCGUGGUCUCUUCAAGAUUAUUGCCGAUGAGGGCAUGGGUCUGUACCGUGGUGCUGGCUGGACUGCCGCCCGUAACGCCCCCGGAUCUUUCGCUCUGUUCGGUGGAUCUGCCUUCGCCAAGGAAUGGAUGAAAUUGAGCGACUACAACAAGGCCACCUGGGGCCAGAACUUCGUCGCCUCUGUCGCCGGUGCCAGUGCCUCUCUCGUCGUUUCCGCCCCUCUCGAUGUCAUUAAGACCCGUAUCCAGAACCGCAACUUCGACAACCCCGAGUCUGGCGCCAAGAUCAUCUCCAAGAUGCUCAAGAACGAGGGUCCCACCAGCUUCUUCAAGGGUCUCACCCCCAAGCUGCUGAUGACAGGCCCCAAGCUGGUCUUCAGCUUCUGGCUGGCACAGACUCUGAUUCCCGCUUUCGGUCAGGUUGUAUAG
Messenger RNA from Penicillium olsonii, 903 nucleotides. The record is from the annotation of a GenBank genome assembly. NCBI's taxonomy places the organism in Eukaryota, Fungi, Ascomycota, Eurotiomycetes, Eurotiales, Aspergillaceae.